Messenger RNA from Mytilus californianus (California mussel), 2561 nucleotides. RefSeq names its product intraflagellar transport protein 52 homolog. Gene Ontology annotation, biological process: intraciliary transport; cilium assembly. The record is from RefSeq and is a predicted model, not a curated record. Gene Ontology annotation, cellular component: intraciliary transport particle B; centriole; cilium. The transcript is spliced from 14 exons. NCBI's taxonomy places the organism in Eukaryota, Metazoa, Mollusca, Bivalvia, Mytilida, Mytilidae. The coding region runs from base 129 to 1436 and encodes 435 amino acids.
AGCGUAAAUAGUUUAGACAUGGCGCCGACUGCUGAGGUAAACUCCAAUUAUUGUUGACUUUUGUGGAAUUUUCAUUGUAUUGACAAAAUUUUGACAGUGUAAAGGAAUUUAAUUUUGAACAUAAGACUAUGGAGGACAAACAGCAAAGAAAUACUAUAAUAUUCAAUGCCUCAAAAAGUGAACUUUUCACUCCAAACAAUGGAUUGAAGUCGUUGAACAGGAAAUUAAGAUCACAAUGGAAAAUUAUGAACAAUAAAGAAGAAAUCACAUUAGAUAGAUUGUCCAAUGCCAGUAUAUUUGCCUUAUGUGGAUCAAGAGAAAAAUUUACUGGUGCAGAGUUUAGUGCCAUUAAAACAUACAUGGAAACUGGUGGAAGUUUGUUAGUUAUGUUGGGUGAAGGAGGAGAGUCCAGAUUUGAAACAAACCUUAAUUUUUUGUUGGAAGAAUAUGGUAUAUUUGUGAAUAAUGAUGCUGUUGUCAGGACUUCCUAUUACAAGUUCUUUCAUCCAAAAGAAGCUUUAAUAGCUAAUGGUGUAUUGAACAGAGCUGUUAGUCAAGCUGCUGGUAAAAGUUUUUCCAUGACAGAUGAUGAUUCAAAUAAUGCACAGGCACUUUCUUUCCUCUAUCCUUAUGGAGCCACAUUAAAUGUGAUGAAGCCUUCUGUUGCUGUGCUAUCUACAGGAAGUGUAUCUUUUCCACUUAACAGACCAGUUAGUGCAUUUUAUACUUCAAAGGGAAGAGGAAAGAUGGUUGUUCUUGGGUCAUCCCAUAUGUUCCAUGAUCAGUAUUUAGACAAAGAAGAAAAUUCAAGAAUAUUGGAUGUGGUAGUGCGGUUUUUAACAACAGAUGAUAUUAGGUUGAAUCCUAUAGAUGCUGAUGAUCCAGAGAUAUCAGAUUAUAGUCAGUUACCAGAUAUAGCUACAUUAGCAGCUAAGUUAAAAACAUGUCUACAGGAGAGUGAUGAAGUACCAAGGGACAUUACUGCAUUGUUUGAUAAUUCUUUAUUCAAAUUAGAUACAAGUUUAGUUCCUAAAUCUAUAAAAGCUUAUGAACAAUUACAUACCAAACAUGAACCAUUGACACUGAUUACACCUCAGUUUGAAACACCUCUACCACCACUUAACCCAGCAGUGUUUCCCCCCCAGUUUAGAGAAUUGCCACCGCCUUGUCUAGAUCUGUUUGACCUUGAUGAACAAUUUUCUUCUGAAAAAGUUAGAUUAGCCCAGCAAACAAAUAAAUGUACAGAUGAAGAUCUGGAAUAUUUCACCAGAGAAUGUGGAGAUAUAUUAGCUGUUACAACAAAGUUACCAGCAGAUGCCCGGGAUGCAAAGCAUAUAUUGGAAUAUGUGUUUGCACAAGUCGUUGAAUUCAAGAAAUUAAAUCAGGAACAAGAUUACGACACAGCUCAGUUUGGAGGUGGUGGUUAUGACAUGUGAAGAAAAACAAUUGUUUCUUACCUAUCUCAUUUUGCAAAAUCUUAUCUCAUGGAUAGUGUUCACCAGAGUGUUCUGGGAUUAAAAGAUGAUACAAAACAUGAUAUAUAUAAAGAUUAUAAACUUAUGGAGUCUACACAUUGUAAUUCUCCGUUGUUGUCUGUUAUAUUAUUCUUUAUAUGAAUCAGCUGUAGUACAGAUCGGACAUAUAGGUAAAUAAGAUGUGACAAAAUUACAGACAAAUAUAUGUAAAGUUAAAUGAGUGACAGGAAAGUAUUUCAUAUUCUUAUUCUGCCUUACAGAAGAAUCAUAUUUCUCUUAUUUUAUAUACAAAUGACAUUUGAAUGUUUUAUAUUUUGGGGUAAAGAUUGCAUUCAUGCAAUAAAACCCUUAUGGGCUGGCUUGAUGUUUAUCAAUUUUCCAGACUUUAUCACUACUUUUGAGGGGAAAAACAUAGUGCAUUUAAGCACAACAUUCUAUACACCCUAUCCAUGAACAUUUCAAGAAAUUUACCAAUGAGAUAUAUACUCAGAUAUUCUAGUUACAGAAUAAUGUUUUUGUGUAUAACCAUACUUGUUAAGAAAAUGACAUAAAUUGUGCAUGUUGCAUGGUCUAAUAUCAAUGAUGUCAUUGUUUAAGUAAUAUUUAAAAUUGGAGUUAUCUUCCUUUGUCAAUAAUUGUAUUUGAACCAACUGCAGAAGAUAUGUCCUAUUCAUAGUAUUGCCUUCCAAUGCUUAAUAAAAUGCAUUGUUUAAUUUUUAGUUCCUACUGCAAAAUGAAUGCAAUCUUUACCCUGAAUACUCAUAAGCACUUUUUUUCUAUGAUCCUCCAGUUUAAAUUACUGAUACAUAUAUUUGUCUAUUUCUGUCAUGACUUUAGAUGUCUUUACUGAAAACCAUUUUUGUGAAGGGGAUAUUUUUUAUUAAAUUACAAUAUUAAAAAGUUAUGAAAUGGUUAUAAAAAUAGAAUUCAAUAUCUAUUGAAUAUUCUGAUAUGAAAAUAUAAAUUAAUUGUAACUUAUGUUCUCCGUCCUAUUUCUGUAUAUUUACAUAUCAUAUGUUCAUAAAGUUGUAAAUUAUUGUUUUUAUAUAGAUCUGAUAUGUGAAUAAAAGUAAUUUAUUAAACCUC